Messenger RNA from Notothenia coriiceps (black rockcod), 3135 nucleotides. It is a transcript of the gene tnfsf12, whose product is annotated as TNF superfamily member 12. The record is from RefSeq and is a predicted model, not a curated record. The transcript is spliced from 6 exons. Gene Ontology annotation, molecular function: tumor necrosis factor receptor binding; receptor ligand activity. Gene Ontology annotation, cellular component: membrane. NCBI's taxonomy places the organism in Eukaryota, Metazoa, Chordata, Actinopteri, Perciformes, Nototheniidae. The coding region runs from base 539 to 1279 and encodes 246 amino acids. Gene Ontology annotation, biological process: immune response.
GUUGAUGAAAGUGUGUGCAGAAGCGGAGGAAGCCCCGGUGCGCCUCGUUUGUUUUUUCCUGCGCUCACAUCGUUAGGUUUUACUGCGGACGCACGCGACUGUCACAACAUCAAAGCACCGAGGAAAGUUUACUCCAAGUCUCCGGGUGUGUGUGUGUGUGCGCGUGUGUGUUGGAUCUCAUGUGUGUGCUCAGUCUGUCUGCCUUAAUAGUGACCCCCCAGCGCGGUGUUUAAAGGGAAGACAAGAGAGCUGAGUCAACGAAUCGCAGGCAGAAGGAUGCAACAGUUCAUGUGCGCAGCUUGCACUUUUCUUGCGAUUGGACGCAGUUGGAGGAUGUGGAUGAAAAGAUCGGGAACCCUCAUCUAUUAGACACAAUCCUGAGAUAAACAGGAAAGAUCGACGCGUGAAAAGCAUACUCUGUCCACUUGUUUCUCAGCCUAUAAUGGACAUUUAGACACUUUGGAGGGACUUCAUGCUCUGCUGGAAUGAAGUGGCAGUGGGGGUUCGGCGGUGAGUAGCAGUCUGAUCUGCACCCAACAUGCAUCGCAUUCUGCAGAGGAGGAGAGUGCGCAAGCUGCGGGUCUUCUGGGCUUCUCUGGCCCUGGUGGCUCUGUCCCUGGCCGCCUGCAGCGCGCUGUUCACGGCGUGGACUUGGAGACAAACGCGGGACCUGUCUCAGUCCUUCAAGAUCCUGCAGGACCGAAUAGAGCAGGUUAACACACAGAGGAAGGCCAUUGUUCAGCUCAUUCUGGAGAAGAGAGAGCUGCUGGUCGGGCACAGAGUGAAAAGAAACGGGGGGGCGCUGCGAGGGAGGAAUGGAAAUGGAAAGAAAGCGGCGUCUCAUUUCGAGAUAACCAAAGUCUCCUCUCAGCAAGUGGGAGAAGGUGGUGUGAUAAAGGGUUGGGAAGAGAGGACCUUGAAUAUGACUAAAGCGGUGAAGUACAACAAGGAACUCGGCAUCUUCACUGUGGAGAAAGCGGGCGUCUACUUCCUGUUCUGCCAGGUGCUGUUCAACGAGCAGCAGUCUCAGUAUGUGAAGCUGGACGUGGUGACCAGCGGCCAGAGGCCUCAGAAGCUGCAGUGCAUCGAGGGCUACGGGACGACCCCUUCCGCCGGGCCCCACCCUUUCCACUUCCUGAAGCCGUGCCAGGUGUCCGGCCUGCUCCGAUUGGACAAGGGCACGGAGCUGCAGGCUAUCACAGGCUCUGCAUUCAGACUCCACUCUCUGGGCAAUCCCUCCGCCUCGCCUCACAUCUUCAGCAUCUUCAAAGUCAACUGAACUUUGGAUCUUGUUCACACUAACUCAGAGGUUUUUGUACGGAUGACAUUUGGUCCGGGGCAUCCCAUCACGCCGCUGCCUCUUUCCAAAGACCGUCAUUUGAAAGACAAACAUUUGUGGAAGUUGUUCUGGACAUUUUUUCUCUUGACAGCUGUGCUGUUUUUCGAAUGCAAAACGCAGACUUUUGGAUUAAAACCAAAACCAGAAGAAGGUUGAAAUUCCUCAAUGCAAGUCUGCCGAGAGAACAGAUGUGAUGGAAGCCGAUCUGUAGAUUGAGCGCUUUAUAUAAACAGAAAAAACAAGAUGUUCUUCGUAGCCUUUGUAUCAAUUAAUUAAUUGUGCUUUUUUUUUUAUAAGACUGACAGUAAAGCUGUGCAUGCACCUUCCACUUUUAUAUCAACGGUGCCUCGGGAAGCUGAGCGCACGAGUCGGAUCUCGACACUAUAAGUCAGCGUCUGUGUAUGAAAUCUAAUUAAUCAAACAAGUAUACUGAUUUUAUGACUUUAACAAUGCAAUGUGUGUUCUUGAAAUACUUUGUAUAUACUUCACUCAUAUUUUACUUGUUUUUAAUAACGUGGAUGUGAAUUUGUGCUCUUUCCUAAGGUCAAAUCUGAUUGUAUGUAUUUGUGUGUAUAGCGUUGGCUUGACUUUUUGAAAGUACUUUUAGUAAGCAAAGCAUACAGGUUUAAAUGACCUUCAGCCUUUGUUCUCUGUUUGAUGGUGCAAUUGCCAUCACUUCCAAACUUUCUUGCAAAUCAUCAGAUAAUUGUUAAUUUACCCUUAGAAGUCAGUGAUUCAAAAGUAUUGGAAAGGCCCUCAUAUGGUGAAAGUAAAUAAGAAAUAUAAAACGUUUCUUUUAAAAAGGACUGUUUUUGACCUUCAAUGACUCAAAUAAAAAAGUCAGAAAGGAAACUUUUAGAUUUGGGAAAUUACUUUUUAUCUGGUUUACAUAUUGAAAACAUUCUGAUGUUCGAUUGACGGUCAAAUGGGAAAUGAAAUCCAAUAUUUAUUUACAUUAAGCGUCUAAUUUUGGUUCUCAGUCAGAUUGUAACUUCUUUAUUUUGUACCUCUUUUUUAGAUUGAAACUCAUUCCAUUUAUCAUAUGCUGCUGCUUUCUGUAAUAUUCCCUGCUUUUAUACAAACAGUGUGUAUUUCUAGAAGUGGGUUCAGCACUCCCACUCUUGUUUAUAAGUAGUUUUUGUGGACGGACCGCAUUGGUUUCUCCUCAGCACUUUACUGCAGCGAACGUAGUGUUUUUAAUUGGAGCCAAAAAUGUGUGUUUUCAGAUGGAAAAAUGUCAGAUUUUGAAAUGUAGACGUUAUAUCCUGUUUCUUUUCCUCAUCGUUUUCCUCUUCCCUUUUUAAUCUCACUCGUCCUCCCUACACCUCAUAUCUCCCUGACAGCACGAUAAGACCGCACACACACACACACACACACACACACACACACACACACACACACACACACACACACACACACACACACACACACACACACACAGAAUCCCCUGAGUGUCCUCUGCAAACAGCAGCCAUCUAAAUUUUCACUUCCUGAAUCUGAACCUGACCACAUAGCUGAAGGUCUUUGAGGAAAAACAUGCCUCGUCCCCACACACACACACACACACACACACACACACACACACACACACACACACACACACACACACACGCACAGUAUUACACACUUCCCUGACCCGAUUCCUAUUUUUUAAAUGUCAAAGUUUAUUAUCGCGUUGUUGUGAAGUCUUGUGAAGAAGUUCUUUCUAAAAUGAUGAUAUAUGCAAUGUGUGGGCGUUCUUUUCUUCUUAACUCACUUGUCAUAAAAGUUGAAUAAACCUUUUUGUUUAUUUUGGA